CAGCAUCGGCAGCAGCAGGGCAGGGAAGCAGCUGUCUCCCUGAUUCGAAUACCAGAGCCACCGGUCUGCUGGAUCAGCAUCCUUGGCUAAAACCACAGGAGGGUCAGGCUGUAAAGCCGAAGAGUCUGUUCUGGAGAUCUCUAAUCAUCCUGAAGCAAUCCCUGGAGAGACAAAAACAGCAAAAACUGCAACAAAUCCCAACAUUGACUGGAAGGCUGCCAUUCCUCAUACAGGGACCUGAAGUAGAGGAACAGGGAGAGGAGUGGUACAGGGUGGUUUUCAACGGCUCCCUCUCUCUUUCUACAUCUCCUUUACUGUCUUUUUCUGAGAGGAUCCUUAUCGUCUCUCUCUCUUCUUCUCUUUUUCUCAGUACGCGAAUGUAGUUGGCGGAUAAGGGACAGGUUACCUAGCUCUCUGCUGCAUUAACAGGCAGUGCACAGACACGGCGGGGCAGAGAGUGGACAGCUUGGAGAACCUGAGCUAUGGUAGGAGAGGAAGGGGACAACGCAUCGCAAAUGACAGAAACACCCUUAUUCUGCCACCAUUCACCCAUCCUUUUCUCUCUCUCUCUCUAAGCUCCAAGGUUGUUUUUUCUCCUCGUUGUCAUCAAUGGAUUCUGUCUUUUUUUCCCACUGGAGAAUAGCAAACAACUCAGUGCUGGGAGUUGGCUUGGUUUUGCUCCAAAACUGAAGAAAAAAAGCAUAAAAAGAGAAUACCUUUGCGGAUGUUGUAGAGAGCGGGUGGUCUGAAGAGGGAGCAACAGCGCACCCAGGGCAAAUCUCUUUUCUCUCUGACGGGAGGGACAGCUUUCUGUAUCUGGGGCUGAGAAGCUGACUCAGCUACGGUGAGAUAGCUGCAGAAACUCAAGGAUCCUGUCUGCCUUGCCUACUUACUGUAGGUGAGGGAUUCAGAACAGCCCCUGUAAGUUUUUCUCAUCAGCAUCAAUAACUCAAACGCCCCAUCUUGGAAUAUUGACCGAGGGAAUGAGAAAGGGUGUGAAAUAAAGAGGGCUAUUCUAUUCUCCUCUUAUCUAUUUUGUCUGGAUCGUCCUCAGAGUUGGAAAUCUUGGUCGCUUUUGGGCAGGAUUUCAGUUGGACUAAAGAUCAUUCCAAGUUCCAACGCAUCUACAUUGGCUUUUUCCACCUCUGUUGGGCAUCUCUGAGUGUGUCUGAGUGUGUUUGUUUGUACGUAUCUGUAUGUGUGUGUUAUUGUGUGUGUGUGUAUGCGUUUGUGAGCAUCUUGUUGCGUGUGUUUCCUUCUUGAUGUCCAGCAUUGUCGGUUGCCAUUCUGCCUCGUGCUGCCCAUGCCCGUCACGCGCCUGGCCCCAAGGUUAACCCUUGCUAAGCCGCGUGCAGGAUGAGCGAGAGCUCCGGUGCAGUCACAUCCGGGGCGGUGAUCCUGGAGGAGUGUCCAGAGGGGAGUGGGGAGCGAGAGCAGGUCCAAGCCCAAGAACCAGGGCGCCUGCGCUGUGGAGGCUGCACCCUGUGGCCCCGCCAGCAGACAUGGCUAUGUGUUGUCCCUCUACUCAUAGGCUUCAUUGGCUUGGGACUAAGCCUGAUGCUGCUCAAAUGGAUUGUGGUGGGCUCUGUUAGGGAUUACGUGCCCACAGACCUGGUGGACGCCAAGGGUAUAGGACAGGACCCCAUGUUUCCCCCCCAUCUCUCCAAGCCCAGCGCCUUGCCUAAGAACUCAGACACCACCAGUACUACCAUCACGGCAACCAUUACUACCGUGGCCAACCCCACCACAACCACCAUCACGGCAGUAAGGGGCAGAACUCGAACUGUAGUCUCCAACCACCCUGGUGGCACCACUACUACAGCCAGGGUGGGUAGUGCAUCAGGCAGCCAGGUUACACCUCGCAGCACCACACAGCGCCAAGGCAACUCUGGGGGCGGAGGACCACAAGGCCCCCUUAUUACUACAACCACCGCUGCACCAGUCGCCGCCUCCACUUUUACCACCUCCAUUCCUAAACCUUCUAACCCCACUGUGCUGCACGACUCCACACAAAUGUGGACCCAUGAACACACGACGGAGAGGCCUGCCUCCACUCCCACAUGGACCCAUGUGAACCGAAAAACACCAUCACCCACCAUUCCUCCAUUGGUCUCAGAGCAUUUCAAGCAAUGUCACGAGAAGGACCUGGCCUACUGCUUGAACGAUGGAGAAUGCUUCGUCAUCGAGACGCUGAGUGGCCCACACAAACACUGCAGGUGUAGAGAAGGCUACCAGGGUAUACGCUGUGACCAGUUCCUGCCCAAGACCGACUCCAUCUUAUCUGAUCCAACAGAUCACUUGGGCAUUGAGUUUAUGGAGAGCAAGGAGGUGUACAAGAGACAGGUGCUGUCAAUCACCUGCAUCGCCGUGGGGAUAAGUGUUCUGGGCACGCUCUGUAUGGCUCUCUACUGUCGGAACAAGAGACGCAGGGAAAAACUCCAGGCCCACUUGAAAGAGAGCCGCAGCCUGAAGAACUACAGCGCCAAUGCCUCUGCCCUGGAGUCCAAACUCGGCCUGAGGCCUAACACGGGCCUGCAGCUGCAGAAUUAUUGUAAGAGGUCCUCCCAGCCACAUGAGGGAGCUGUCUGGGAGUCCAGAUUUGCCCAGUGCAAUGCCACCCCUACCAACAACUCCAGAGGUCCAGGCAGAGAAAAAAAUUACAGAAGCGGCUCCCUGUCUCACAGUCCAGACCAGAGAAGUAGAGCCACCCAUUGGUCAGUACCGCGUAGAACUCUGCCUAUACCCAGGGGAAGACUAAAUCCAAAUGGAGGAUCCAAACAUUCUGGCCCCGCCUACCAACACCUCCAGGAGUUGGAGUCGUCUGAGAGAGAGAUUGAGUCAUUGAGAGGGUGUCAGAUUGUGAGGGCCGGGAGCGACCCGCGACAGGAUGCCUUUCUAAAUAUGCAACCCCCCAUGUCAGUGGAGAUGUCGUGGGAGAGCAGGGUGGAGGUGCGCUGCUGUCCUCUGGACCAGGGCCUGGACCAUGACAUCUCUACUUCCACCUGGAGCCUCAGGCGUCCCAGAUGUCCAAGCCGCUCUUCCCCUCCUCCUUUCCGGACCUGCUCCAUCCCUAUCAUCCCCUCUGUCCAGGGCCACAAGGACGAGGUCUCCUGUUUGCAAACAGCUACUGGCUCAGCCACCUGCAGCACCAUGCCCAGUAAGGAAGUAGGAGGGCACUCCCUCAUCAUGCUGCACCCCACCUCCACCUCCUGCUCCUCCUCUAUUGGGGGCCAGCAGCAGGACGAGGUGGCCCUUCUCCUAGAGGAGGCCCAGGAGCAUCUCAGGGCUCUUGCCCACAGGAAGCAGGAAGACAGCGUCGGCGCCACCCCUCAACUGCCCAGAGAGACUGUGUGCUUCCUGACACUCAAUGGUGGAGGAGCAGGGGGUUUGAGCCCUAAUGGACCCACUGAGACCCAGUUAAUGAGCCCUAGAGAACCUCACAGAGAGUCAGGCCAGCCCUGCCAAUGAGACAACGAGGUCUGGGCCCUAGCUUUCUGUCUGGAUCUACAGUAAAACAACUGUAGUCUCUUGAAGUCAAGACUGUAGAGAGCUCUGCAUCAAAGGGAUGAGAUUAAACUGAAUAGAGAAAAAUAAGAUCAUGGAAUAAACAAUGUGCAUACUGUAUGGAAGAAUGAACAGAGGGAUGGUCUAUGGAGUGAUGAAGAGAGAUAUUAUGUAUAUGCAUUUAUUUAAAUGAGAAGCUUCUUAGACAAAAGAAACCAAAUAGUCUGUCAUCUCCAUGGUGUUUUUAAUUGUAAAAAAAUAUAUAUAUAAAUAUAUAUGGAUAUAAAUAUAUGGAAUCAAAAAGGUGACCAAGUUCAGUUGAGGAAUACAGGAAUGAUGUACCGUCUUUCUUUUUUUGUAACAACUCCACAUUUUUCAGGCUUGGAGCACGUUUGUGUGGACCCCAUGCACCCUUACCCCUUCUGUUUUGCUACCUGGUGUGAACCGACGAUGCAGUUAAAACAUGGCUGCCACAGCAACAGUAUCUACUGUAAAACAACCUCUCAACUACCAUUGUGAGUCUACCCAGCCAAGGAUUAUAACAGUCCCCCUUGCCUUGGAUAUACCACAGCAGUAUAUUGAAGAACAAUUACAGAAUGAUAUAGAGAGACUUUUGCCGAUAAACUACCCCAGGUUGACCCUGUCACUGGCUUGGGACAGCAGGUUGAUAAGACAGGCGUGAUGCUAACACGGUUGGCUAGUUUGGUGUCUUAUUCCUUUUUUGUACGUGAGUGGAAUUCCUCCUCUGCUGACCAAGUCGUUUAGCAUGGGUGUAUUUUUCCCCUCUGUCUAACCCCACACAACUCUGAGUACACACACACACACACAUUCCCUCAGCACACAACGACGUGUACAGGUGUGUUGGGGGUACACAGCAGGGAUGGAGGGACCAAGGAUAAUAGGCCGGCGCGAGUGGAGGAGUUUCCGUUUUUUGGUUUCAGUUUGUUCGUGAUGAACAAUCAGCUGCUUUCUGGGGAAGGGGAGGGGGGAGACGGUAGAGGGGGGUUGAAGAAAAAUGUGUUUGUGGUACCUGUGAAGUGGGGACUUCAAUUUCUGUUUUGAAUUUCGAACCAAAUGUUGGGGGAAAAAAGCAUAAUGGAGAUUUUGCAGAUUUUUUUUAUUUUCUAUUUCAUUUUCAAUGGUUCAGCCCCC
Messenger RNA from Oncorhynchus keta (chum salmon), 4656 nucleotides. Its product is annotated as pro-neuregulin-3, membrane-bound isoform. Gene Ontology annotation, biological process: animal organ development; nervous system development; intracellular signal transduction. The coding region runs from base 1357 to 3468 and encodes 703 amino acids. The transcript has 9 exons. Lineage: Eukaryota; Metazoa; Chordata; Actinopteri; Salmoniformes; Salmonidae. The record is from RefSeq and is a predicted model, not a curated record. Gene Ontology annotation, molecular function: chemorepellent activity.